Nematocida ausubeli is the source of this 900-nucleotide messenger RNA. RefSeq lists its product as uncharacterized. Lineage: Eukaryota; Fungi; Microsporidia. Gene Ontology annotation, molecular function: deoxyhypusine monooxygenase activity. Bases 1 to 900 code for a protein of 299 amino acids. The record is from RefSeq and is a predicted model, not a curated record. Gene Ontology annotation, biological process: peptidyl-hypusine biosynthetic process. The transcript has a single exon.
AUGAGUACAACCACAGAGAAUGCAGUUAAGAACUUUUCAGAUAUUUUGCAAAGAGAGACAGAGCCACUGAAGCUAAGAUUCAGAGCUCUUUUUGCACUUAGAAGCAUCUGCACAGAUGAGUCUGUGCAUGGAAUUGCAGCAGCCUUCACCACAACCUCUGUUCUUCUGAAGCACGAGCUGGCGUACGUUCUGGGACAGAUGCAAAACAGAACAGCUCUUCCGAUUCUGGAGCGCAUUCUCCGAGACGGCAGUGAGGAUGAGAUUGUGCGGCACGAGGCAGCUGAGGCAAUUGCCACCUUUGGAGACAUGGCAUACGAGCCACUUCUUAGAGAGUAUGCAGAUCUUUCAGUCUCCAAGAGCAAGGCAGUCUCUGAAACAUGUGAGAUAGGAGCUGAGCUGAUAAGAAACGGAGGAUCAAAGCGGUCAGAGUUUGGGUCUCUUGACCCAGCUGUCUCUGCAGAAAGCGCUUCAAUUGAAAAACUCAGACAGACGUAUCUAGACGAAAGCAAGUCUCUUUACGAGAGAUACGCAGCCAUGUUUGCUUUGAGAGACAUUGGAACAGAAGAGGCUGUUGAGAUACUUGCAGAAGGAUUUAACAACAAAAACCGCUCUGACCUAUUUGAGCACGAAGUAGCCUUUGUCUUUGGGCAGAUGUCACACCCUGCAUCUGCCAAACACUUGGCACGUGUUCUUGCAGAUGAGAACCGGCAUGAAAUGGUCAGACACGAGUGUGCAGAGGCCCUGGGAACAAUCAAUACAAAAGAGGCAGAGGAUGCACUCCUUGCAUUAAAGGACAUCCCCAACCGAAUUAUUCGAGAAAGCGUAGAGAUAGGCCUAGACAUUCAUGACUACCACUUCACAGAUCCUGCACUUGAGUACAUUGUAGAGUCCUUUGAGUAA